Molecule: messenger RNA, 573 nt
Organism: Linum tenue
Lineage: Eukaryota; Viridiplantae; Streptophyta; Magnoliopsida; Malpighiales; Linaceae
Source: the annotation of a GenBank genome assembly
AUGUCUUCUUGCGGCGGCCGCCGCGGCCUGAAGCUCUGCCUCAUCGUCGCCGGCAUCCUCCUCGUCGUCCUCCUCGUCACCUUCCUCGUCCUCUUCCUCGUCGCCCUCAAGCCCAAACAGCCCAAAAUCACCACCAAAUCCGUCACCCUCGACCGCAUCCACUCCUCCAUCUUCCCUAAACCUUUCCUCAACCUCACCCUCGGCCUCGUCGUCGAGGUCGAGAACCCGAACUACGGCAGCUUCCGCUACGACGACAGCAGCGCCUACCUCGUCUACCGCGGCGGCCUGGUCGGGGUCUCGCCGAUCCCGGCCGGUUACCAGAAGGCCCGGUCGACCCAGACGAUCCGGUCCAACGUCACCCUCAUGGCCGGUGGGUUGCUCAAGGAUCUGGAAUUUUACGGGGAUUUGGUGAAGGGGGUUCUGAAUUUCACUUCGACGUCGUCGUUGCACGGCAGGGCGUCGGUGUUUAAGGUGCUGAAGGUGGAGGUUACGAGCAACUGCACGUGCGAGAUUUCGGUUCGUAUCGCCGGUCAGAAGGUGGACUCCAGUUGUAAGACCGUCGUCCGGCACUAG